GCAGCCCCGGAACAGAUGAGGCAGGCAGGGUUGGGGCGUUUGGUCAGGACAGCCCACCGCAAAAAGAGGAGGAAAGAAAUGAAAGACAGAGACAGCUUUGGCUGUAGGAGAAGGAGGAGAUUGGGGGAAGGAGGAGACAGGAGGAGGAGGGACCGCGGGGUGGAGGGGAGAUAGACCCAGCCCAGAGCUCUGAGUGGUUUCCUGUUGCCUGUCUCUAAACCCCUCCACAUUCCUGCAGACCUUCAGACUGCCCGGAGAGCGCGCUCUGCCUGCCGCCUGCCUGCCUGCCACUGAGGGUUCCCAGCACCAUGAGGGCCUGGAUCUUCUUUCUCCUUUGCCUGGCCGGGAGGGCCUUGGCAGCCCCUCAGCAAGAAGCCCUGCCUGAUGAGACAGAGGUGGUGGAAGAAACUGUGGCAGAGGUGACCGAGGUAUCUGUGGGAGCUAAUCCUGUCCAGGUGGAAGUAGGAGAAUUUGAUGACGGUCCAGAGGAAACCGAAGAGGAGGUGGUAGCUGAAAACCCUUGCCAGAACCACCACUGCAAACACGGCAAGGUGUGCGAGCUGGAUGAGAACAACACCCCCAUGUGUGUGUGCCAGGACCCCACCAGCUGCCCAGCCCCCAUUGGCGAGUUUGAGAAGGUGUGCAGCAAUGACAACAAGACCUUCGACUCUUCCUGCCACUUCUUUGCCACAAAGUGCACCCUGGAGGGCACCAAGAAAGGCCACAAGCUCCACCUGGACUACAUCGGGCCUUGCAAAUACAUCCCCCCUUGCCUGGACUCUGAGCUGACCGAAUUCCCCCUGCGCAUGCGGGACUGGCUCAAGAACGUCCUGGUCACCCUGUAUGAGAGGGAUGAAGACAACAACCUCCUGACUGAGAAGCAGAAGCUGCGGGUGAAGAAGAUCCAUGAGAAUGAGAAGCGCCUGGAGGCAGGAGACCACCCCGUGGAGCUGCUGGCCCGGGACUUUGAGAAGAACUACAACAUGUACAUCUUUCCUGUGCACUGGCAGUUCGGCCAGCUGGACCAGCACCCCAUUGAUGGGUACCUCUCCCACACCGAGCUGGCCCCACUGCGCGCUCCCCUCAUCCCCAUGGAGCACUGCACCACCCGCUUUUUCGAGACCUGUGACCUGGACAAUGACAAGUAUAUCGCCCUGGAUGAGUGGGCCGGCUGCUUCGGCAUCAAGCAGAGUGAAGGAUAUCGACAAGGAUCUUGUGAUCUAAAUCCACUCCUUCCGCAGUACCGGAUUCUCUCUCUUUAACCCUCCCCUUCCUGUUUCCCCCAAUGUUUAAAAUGUUUGGAUGGUUUGUUGUUCUGCCUGGGGACAAGGUGCUAACAUAGAUUUAAGUGAAUACUUUAACGGUGCUAAAAAUGAAAAUUCUAACCCAAGACAUGACAUUCUUAGCUGUAACUUAACUAUUAAGGCCUUUUCCACACUCAUUAAUAGUCCCAUUUUUCUCUUGCCAUUUGUAGCUUUGCCCAUUGUCUUUUUGGCACAUGGGUGGACAUGGAUCUGCUGGGCUCUGCCUUAAACACACAUUGCAGCUUCAACUUUUCUCUCUAGUAUUCUGUUCGAAACUAAUACUCACCGAGUCAGACUUUGUGUUCAUUUCAUUUCAGGGUAUUGGCUGCCUGUGGGCUUCCCCAGGUGGCCUGAAGGUGGGCAAAGGGAAGUAACAGACAUACGAUGUUGUCAAGGAUGGUUUUGGGACUAGAGGCCCAGUGAUGAGAGAGGUCCCUGCAGAACCCACCAACCAGAAUGUGGUUUGCCUGAGGCUGUCACUGAGAGAAAGAUUCUAGGGCUGUGUUAUGAAAAUAUAGACAUUCUCACAUAAGCCCAGUUCGUCACCAUUUCCUCCUUUACCUUUCAGUGCAGUUUCUUUUCACACUAGGCUGUUGGUUCAAACUUUUGGGAGCGUGGACUGUCAGUUCUCUGGGAAGUGGCCAGCGCAUCCUGCAGGGCUUCUCCUCCUCUGUCUUUUGGAGAAUCAGGGCUCUUCUCAGGGGCUCUGGGGACUGCCAGGCUGUUUCAGCCAGGAAGGCCAAAAUCAAGAGUGAGAUGUAGAAAGUUGUAAAAUAGAAAAAGUGGAGUUAGUGAAUUGGUUGUUCUUUCCCCGCAUUUGGAUGACUGUCAUAAGGUUUUUAGCAUGUUCCUCCUUUUCUUCAUUCUCCCUUUUUUUCUUCUAUUAAUUAAGAGAAACUUCAAAGUUAAUGGGAUGGUCGGAUCUCACAGGCUGAGAACUCGUUCACCUCCAAGCAUUUCAUGAAAAAGCUGCUUCUUAUUAAUCAUACGAACUCUCACCAUGGUGUGAAGAGUUUCACGAAUCUUUCAAAAUAAAAAGUAAUGACUUAGAAACUGCC
Mandrillus leucophaeus (drill) is the source of this 2362-nucleotide messenger RNA. RefSeq names its product secreted protein, acidic, cysteine-rich (osteonectin) (gene SPARC). The record is from RefSeq and is a predicted model, not a curated record. The transcript has 10 exons. Gene Ontology annotation, molecular function: collagen binding; extracellular matrix binding; protein binding. Bases 309 to 1262 code for a protein of 317 amino acids. Gene Ontology annotation, biological process: anatomical structure development. Lineage: Eukaryota; Metazoa; Chordata; Mammalia; Primates; Cercopithecidae.